AUGCACAGACGCUCGUCUGGCUCGCCGGCCGAGGACGACGCUGAAGACUCCGUGAUCACCGUCUCUCGAACCCAGACUGAGCCCAGCCAUGCUCCCCAUGUUCUCGAUCCGCCGGAAAAAUCCCGCUCGCAGGCAGCCAGAACCGGCACCAGCUUCGAUCUGCGGCGAGACACUACCGGCACCUCCAACACCCGCUCGAGAAACUCGAGUCUCUGGCGCACUCCCUCCUCCCAUGAGUCCCGAUCGUCGUCCGUCAUGACCCCGCUGGCCUCCCAGCGAUUGCCGAUGGAAGCCUCCCCGGAAGGCCAGCACCGCUUUCGCCCGUCGCAUCUCCGCAGUCCCUGGCCGAUCUCCGUGCUAGCCGCGCUCACCACGCUCGUCGCCUCGAUAUUCUUAUUCUUCAUCUGCCGGUCCUUCACCGUGCGGCAAGUCGGCGGCGAUGGAUGUGGCAUUCCCGUCAUGAGCCCCACGUUCAUUCGCAUGGUCGGAUUCGACACGGAACACACUCGUUUUGCCAGCAAAUACAAUUUGUUUCUUUAUCGGGAAGAGGGGGUGGAUCCGUACAACCAGGAGAAUCUCGGGCUAAACGGUGCACCGGUGCUCUUCUUGCCUGGAAACGCCGGUAGUUACCGACAAGUUAGAUCCCUGGCUGCCGAGGCGUCGCGCCACUACGCCGAUGUCGUCCGUCAUGACCAAGAGCGCCUCAAGACGGGCACACGGAGUCUAGAUUUUUUCAUGAUUGAUUUCAACGAGGACAUGGCCGCCUUCCAUGGUCAAACGCUGCUAGACCAGGCGGAAUACGUCAAUGAAGCUAUCUCAUAUAUUCUGUCGCUCUACCACGAUCCUCGACGAUCGCGGAGAGACCCCGGCCUGCCAGAUCCCAGCUCUGUCAUCCUGAUCGGACACUCUAUGGGGGGCAUUGUGUCUCGCACCGCGUUGACCAUGGCCAACUAUCAGACGAACUCCGUAAACACCAUCAUCACCAUGUCAGCCCCGCACGCAAAGCCUCCGGUCUCGUUUGAAUCAGACAUUGUUCACACGUACAAACAGAUCAACGAUUACUGGCGCGAGGCUUACUCGCAGACAUGGGCCAAUAACAAUCCGCUGUGGCAUCUGACACUGAUCUCCAUUGCCGGUGGUUCGCGCGAUACAGUGGUUCCGUCCGAUUAUGCCAGUAUAUCCUCGCUCGUUCCGGAAACGCACGGUUUCACUGUUUUUACCUCCACCAUCCCGGAUGUGUGGAUAGGGAUGGAUCAUCUGUCCAUUACAUGGUGUGAUCAAUUCCGUAAAGCGAUCAUCAAAUCUCUAUUUGACGUGGUAGAUGUCCGCCGGGCUAGCCAGACGAAGCCAAGAGCUGAGCGCAUGCGGAUCUUCAAGAAAUGGUAUUUAACCGGUCUGGAAAGUGUGGCAGAGCGCACGCUGCCCCAACAAGAGCCCAGCACGCUCUUGACAUUAGAAGACAGCACCAACACCAUCCUCCCGCAAGGUCAACGAUUGGUUCUCCGAGAAUUCGGUCAUGAGACGGGUCCGAAUGUGCACCUGCUGCCGGUCCCUCCGCAAGGAGUAUCAGGGAAAAAGUUUACGCUCCUUACGAACCAGCACUUCGACAAAACGGGCGAACACGGGACCCUGGAGGUUCUGUUCUGCAACGUUUUCCCCAUGCACAAUGGCAAACUUGCGGGCGUAUUCUCAAUGAACGUGGACUUCUCCGGCGGCAGUGCCGGCUCAACUCGCCUUGCCUGCAAGAAUGCCGCCGAUGAUGGGAUUCAUUUGCCGGCGUCGACGCAUUCUUCCCGACAUGCUUAUGACAGGGUUACGCCUUUCUCGUACCUACAGUAUGACCUGGAGGACCUGGUAGAGCACCAGUUCGUGGCGGUCGUUGACAAGGCUCGUUCUCCGGCUCGCGGCUGGGUCGUCGCUGAGUUCUCCGACAGUUCGGACUCAGUGAUCAGAGCCCAUGUGGGCCUGGGAGGACUGCUUAGUGCCGGUGUCAAAAUGCGACUGCCUGCGAACCGUCCUAUGCUCACGGAGGUCAAGAUCCCCGCCUUGCAUUCAAGCCUGUUGAAUUACAAGCUCAAGAUCGUGCGACGCGGCCCGCGGCAUCAGCAGGAGCUCUUCGCGCCGUUGUUGCGCCAGUCGAUUCCGGACCCGCACGAGUCGAAAUUCUUCGUCAAUGUCCAGCAUGUUCAUGUCAACCUGCACGGUGUUGCGCCCUUUAUGCCUCCCCCGCUUCGCGAACAGGCCGCACUGGGUGGGGUAUCUUUCCAGCUGUGGACGGACCCAACUUGCGAGUCGUCGGUCGAUAUUUCUUUGGCAGUGGAUAUUCUAGGCAGCUUGGGUGAGCUCGUAAUGCGGUACCGGACUGUCUUCGCAGCUUUUCCGGUUCUUGUCAUCGCCCUUGUUCUUCGCAAACAAUUCCAGGUGUACAACGAAACCGGCUAUUUCAUCACUUUUCUCGAGGGUCUUGACAGCACCAUACGAUCAUCCCUGCCCAUCCUGCUGCUGGCUAUGUCACUGCUGGCGUCCUCCCUGGCUACAUCUAGCACCCUGCCGCCGCGCGACGAAAUGUUCCACUGGCACACGAACGCCACCGAGACUCCAGUUGACUAUACGAAGAAUGACCUGCUAUUGGGCUCUCAGGACGCCUUCUUCUGGUUUCUGGUACCAAUCUUCGGCAUGAUUAGUGUGGGUGUUUGUGUUCUCAUCAACUACGUCGCAUUGUCUCUACUUUCGGUCUUUGCCUUCAUAUAUGGACUCCUGAACAGCCGGUCCGGUUACAUCAAGCGAGAUGACAAGGGAAAUAUUUCCAUGUUCUCUGCUCCCACGCCGAGACGGAGACUGAUUAACACGGCUAUCCUGCUCAUCCUUGUCUCAACGGUCGUUCCUUACCAGUUUGCAUACAUGGUGGCUUGCAUUGUGCAGCUAGCUACUUGUGUGCGCGCCCAAUGGCACGCCAAAGAGACCAACUCCACGACUCAUUAUAACUUUGCAAACUAUACCUACUCGAUCUUUUUGCUGAUGCUCUGGAUCCUUCCGAUCAACAUCCUUGUUCUGCUUGUCUGGGCGCACAACCUUGUGGUUCACUGGUUCAUGCCCUUUUCUUCCCAUCAUAAUGUGCUGUCCAUCAUGCCUUUUAUCCUGCUUGUCGAGGCUAUGACGACAGGAACCAUGAUCCCUAGAGUCACCACACGGUUAAAAAACAUCACAUCUGUUCUCCUCUUCGCAAUCGCGGUGUACUCGGCGGUGUACGGCGUGUCCUACGCCUACCUCCUCCACCAUCUUACUAAUAUACUGGCUGGCUGGCUGGUCGUGAUCUACCUGUUUGGCAGCGGCUUCUCGAUUCGCCGAUUGUGGCGGCUUGUGGACGGAGAUGAAGGGACGCCCGCCUCCGCGGAAGCCGGCAGUCACAUGAAGAAAAAGCCAUAA
This is a messenger RNA of Aspergillus fijiensis CBS 313.89, 3426 nucleotides long. Its product is annotated as GPI inositol-deacylase. NCBI's taxonomy places the organism in Eukaryota, Fungi, Ascomycota, Eurotiomycetes, Eurotiales, Aspergillaceae. The transcript is spliced from 6 exons. Gene Ontology annotation, cellular component: endoplasmic reticulum. Gene Ontology annotation, molecular function: phosphatidylinositol deacylase activity. The record is from RefSeq and is a predicted model, not a curated record. Gene Ontology annotation, biological process: GPI anchor metabolic process; endoplasmic reticulum to Golgi vesicle-mediated transport. Bases 1 to 3426 code for a protein of 1141 amino acids.